GCCCAUGCAUAGAGGCCCACAUAUUGCACAGGGGAAACUCAUCAUAUGGAAGCUGAAAUAUUUGAAAUGAUUGAAUUUGACAACCAAACAUACCUCCUAGAUUAGCACCAACUAGGGGAAUUUUAAUGACAUUGGGGUCACUUGAUCAAAGUUUUGAAACCCAAAAAAAAAAAAAAAAAAACGUUAGGAACCCUUUUUUUUUUUGGUUAUUUUACAUGAUAUUAUAUAGAAUGAUUGCAUUUGAAGCAAUCUUACUAAAUUUCAUAGAUUUCAACACUAACUUCUUGACUUUCUCAUAAAAGUGGUAUCCUAGCUCCCAAGAGGAGCUUAUCUUUUGGAUGUGGUGAUUAUCUUUUGGUUCAAGACAAUCACAUGAUUUAAGGAAAAUGCCAGCAUAAAUCCAGAACCAAUCAGAUCUCCAAUGGCUAAGAAGAAGGGUUGGUUCACACUGGUGAAGAGAUUCUUCUUUUCAGAUUCACAGUCAAAAGAAGAAAAGAAGGAAAAGAGAAGGAAAUGGGCGUUUGCAAGACUUAGAAUCAAAAGAUUACCCUCAAUAACCGCCCCACCACAAGUUGUAGAAAACAGAGCACCUAGUGAAGAGGCAGAGGAAAAACAGAGCAACCACGCUCUAACCGUGGCCAUUGCCUCUGCUGCCGCUGCCGAGGCUGCUGUUGCGGCUGCACAUGCUGCUGCUGAGGUUGUUCGUCUCACCGCCACCCCUCGGUCCACGCACACCGUCACUGAAGAUGCAGAGAAGCCAUUCCCCGAUGAAACUCUUACCGAGAAAGAAAAUCACUCGGCGCAUACAAAAUGUGAGAGGGAAAUCCAAGAAUCUGCUGCUGUUAAGAUUCAGACCUCCUUCCGGGGUUACCUUGCAAGGAAAGCUUUGCGGGCACUGAAGGGAAUAGUGACACUUCAAGCAAUUAUCCGCGGCCGAGCUGUGAGACGCCAAGCUGUUACCACUCUCAAGAGGCUUCAGUCCAUAAUUAACAUCCAGUCACAAGUCUGUGCUAACAGAUUACAAACAACUGAAGGCGCUUAUAAUUGUGAUGGUAACAACCAGUUAGAGAAUUUGAGAGACAAAAUACUAAGGAUGGAUUCUUUCAAUCAGAGAAGAUGGGAUGAUAGCCUUCUAUCAAAGGAGGAGGCAGAUGCCAUGUUCUUGAGCAAGAAAGAGGCCGCGAUUAAGCGAGAACGGAUAAAGGAGUACUGGCAUAGCCACCGGAAGUCAGCAGAAUCAGAAAGAAACAAAGUAAAUGGAAGAUGGAGAUACUGGUUGGAGCAAUGGGUGGACACCCAACUCAACAAAAGUAAAGAGCUAGAAGAUUUGGACACAGUUUUGGGGUCAAACACAAGAAACAAAGACGAAUUCGGAGUGAAAAAACUAGGGCUUAGGAAUGUCCAAACUCAGCAUCAGAACGAAGGAUUCAUGGACUCCCCAACAUUUGUGCCAAGAAAAUCAUAUCAUAGAAGGCAAUGCUCAUUGGGAGACGAGAACUCCUACACAAGCUCGCCUUUAGUCCCGACUUACAUGGCGGCGACGGAAUCUGCCAGGGCAAGAGCAAGGUCCAUUAGCUCACCAAAGCUGAGGCCAGAGAGCCUAGAAGGAUUUUCACCAAUCAAGAACAAGCUCUCACUUGUGUCUUCAAUCACUAGUGAACUUCCUAUUAGUAGUACUACUAUGGGAAGGCCUAGUGACUAUUUACACCAAAGAUCUCCAAGCAUGAAGGGGGUUAGAGGGCCUGUGAAAUCAAGCAGGAAGACCAAAGACUCAACCUUCGAUUCAGAAUAUUCAUUGUCAAAUUGGGAUAGACAAACCAUCUUUAGAUGAUAUCAUGAUCGCGAUGAUGAUGAUGAUGAUGAUGAUGAUGAUUAAUGUGAUGAUGAUUCUACU
Morus notabilis is the source of this 1894-nucleotide messenger RNA. Its product is annotated as protein IQ-DOMAIN 14. The transcript is spliced from 6 exons. The record is from RefSeq and is a predicted model, not a curated record. Gene Ontology annotation, molecular function: protein binding. NCBI's taxonomy places the organism in Eukaryota, Viridiplantae, Streptophyta, Magnoliopsida, Rosales, Moraceae. Bases 422 to 1831 code for a protein of 469 amino acids.